Molecule: messenger RNA, 2368 nt
Organism: Didymodactylos carnosus
Lineage: Eukaryota; Metazoa; Rotifera; Eurotatoria; Philodinida; Philodinidae
Source: the annotation of a GenBank genome assembly
AUGCACAUUCUUAAAUUUAUCGUUUAUCUCUCGUUAACAUGGAAAUGUUUUGCAGGUGUUUACAAAUAUCAAAGUUAUUCUCACAAUGUAGUUUGUACUGCUAAAAAAGGUCUGGUAACACCAUCAACCGACCAACAAGUGUUAGAUGUAGUAUUGACAGCUGUCAAUCAAAGUCGACAUAUUAAAGUUUUAACAUCUCAUCAUCAUAGUAUAACGGAUAUUCUAUGUACAAAUGGUAUCGCAAUAUCAUUAACAAAUUUUCAAAAUUAUAAGUUGAAUAAAAAAAAUUCCAUAGUCACUGUUGGUGCUGGAAUGGCACUUUCAACAUUUCUAGAACUGUUAGAUAAUGAUGGUUAUGCAAUAGAAAAUAUGCCCUCUUAUGGGGGUAUUACUGUAGGAGGACUAUUAGGGACAGGUGCACAUGGCUCAUCGCUAAAGCGUUCCGUGCCAGCUGAUUUAUUGGUUCGUAUAAAAGUGAUCACUGGUCAAUUACCAUUAAGAAUUCAAUAUAUUUCAAAUAAAGAUGAUCUAAAAGCAUUCAAGACUCAUUUAGGGGCAUUAGCAAUAAAAGAUAAUGAUAAAUGGAAUUUAAUAACAGAUGUAAAUGCUCGACAAAUUCUCACACAAGGUGCUAUUUUCGAACAAAUUCAAGCAACAUCAAAUAAUUCUGUACUAUGCGCAAUAGAGUCACAACUGGCAUUAUCUAGAAUAAACACUGUUUCCGAAACACAAGUACCACUAUAUACUAUGAUUAAUCCAACGGUAAUUAAUAAUAUGACUGGUUAUGGAUUAUUAAGAAAUCCGGCUACAGGUUAUUCCCAUAAUAUGUUAAAUGCAAAAUGUACAUAUUGUGCCUGGAAUACAACAUCAACACCUUUUUUCACAGCAGACUAUAGUUUUAUUAUAACGGUAGAACGACUGGGUGCAGUUACAAAAGACAUUGCUCAAAUACUUAAUGAUUAUGGUCAUUUAUGUUUUCCUCUAGGUACAUUAUUUCGAUAUUUAAAACAUUCGGAUGGUUUGUUAACAUUAUCUGGUGAUAAUGCUAAUGUCAACUAUGUUGCAUUUGAAUUUGUUCUGUUCAUUCGUAAACAUCGUAAUAUAGAUACAGAGUUUGUAUUAGCUGGUUAUGAAAAAAUUUCCCAAAUGUUAAGAAAAAAAUAUAAUGCGCGACCACAUUGGGGUAAAAAUGGUCCAGCCUUUUUUACGCAAGGGGUUCAUUCCGGUUUAAAGAAAUUUUAUGAGAAAAAACAGAAGUAUGAUCCAAAAGGUCUGUUUGAUAAUAAUCUUCUUCGACGACUAUUCAAGUCCAACAUUCCAUUUCCGUACUAUAGAAAACAUUGUGCUCUUGAAAGUAACUGCAUUUGUCAAAAGGAUGUUCAUUGUGCGACAGGACAAAAAUGUGAUAAAUCUGGUGGAUAUCAUUUAUGCAUUGAUACAACGAUUACUUGAUCUUAUAGAGAUGAUCAUUUAUGUGUUUACGAACAGACAGAAAGCUAGCUAUCUUAACGCAAAAUAUUUUCUUAGAACUCUUUUUGGAAGAAAUUUAUUUCCAAAGCUUACUGGUGAUUUUGAAACUGAAUUUCAUAAAAUAAAAAGUGAAUUUGUUUUGAAACUUCAAUAAUUUCUAUUUGAAAAUAUAUAAGAAUAACCAUGUCUGCUAAUAUUUGAUAGUAGAAGAACUGAUAUCAAGAGAAUAGAUGCUGACUGUUCAGUUUAAGCGUAUGAUCAAAUAUCUAUUUAGUAUUUUAAUCUUAUUUUUCUGUCGUGGAAUAGAUCUCUCCUCGUGACACGUGAGCGUACAGGAUACCGGUCAAGAUCCGUGAUAUUGUACUGUAUGAGUGAAAAUUUCGAAAAACUAAACUUGAAUGAGAUCUUUUUCGCGUUAUUAGGUUAUACAAUGCUAACAUUAUCCGACUGUCAGUCUCUUUGUUCUCUUAAAAUUCACCUUUUUCUUUAACAUAGCUACUAUCCGUUCCAAAAAGCGGGGCCGGUCAUUAUUUUUUGAAUAACUCGAAGGGAACACAAGAUCAAGACUCGCGAUUUUCGCCGUUCGAUGACCAAGACUUGAAGUUAUCUUUCCAUAAGCAAAAACGGAUUUCUGAAAAAUUUUCGAAGCCGAUUUUCCAGAGGAUCUUUGGAAAACCAGUCCGGUUCUCUGAAAACUGACAUAGAAACGUAUGAGUUUUUUUCAUAGAUAUAUAGUCUAAAGUGUCCUCUACAAACUGAAUCUAAGCGACAUCUUGAAAAUCCAUGGUUCGGGAACUAUGGACGUUUUUCCUGAAGCCUUAGCACUCCUCUGCCGUUAGGUUUGGGACUAUCAAAAAUGAAUGAAAACAUAGGUUAUCGACUAUGCUGAAUCUCGUGG